AGACAAAAGAUCCAUGGCAACCGUGAAACAAAACACGAUCUGUUAGUUAAUCCAGUCGAUUUCGAGCUUUUCUACGUUCACGCGUGCGUGCGGUACGAAUUUGUUGCUUCAAAAGAAUUUUUAGCACGAUUCGUGAGUAGUCGGAGUGAAAGCGAAGAUAGCGAAAGAAUAAUUUGACUUUAGGAAAGAAACUAGCGCAGACGAAAAAGUAUAGUUUUCGACAGAAACUAGGAAGAUGCGUGAAAUCGCUCAUCUGCAGGCCGGUCAAUGCGGCAAUCAGAUAGGGGCAAAGUUUUGGGAAGUGAUCUCUGACGAACACGGUAUCGAUCCUACUGGCACUUAUCACGGUGACUCAGACUUACAACUUGAACGUAUAAACGUUUAUUAUAAUGAAGCAUCGGGAGGGAAAUAUGUCCCCAGAGCGAUCCUGGUCGACCUGGAACCCGGCACGAUGGACGCGGUACGUUCUGGACCGUUCGGUCAAAUAUUCCGACCGGAUAAUUUUGUUUUUGGACAAAGUGGCGCCGGGAAUAACUGGGCCAAAGGCCACUACACCGAAGGCGCGGAGCUCGUCGAUUCCGUUCUGGACGUAGUGAGGAAGGAAGCCGAAAGUUGCGACUGCCUGCAGGGUUUUCAGUUAACUCAUUCCCUCGGUGGUGGAACCGGGGCGGGUAUGGGAACGUUGCUAAUUUCCAAGAUUCGCGAGGAGUACCCUGAUAGGAUCAUGAUGACGUUCAGCGUGGUUCCUUCGCCAAAGGUGUCCGACACCGUGGUCGAGCCGUACAACUGCACCUUAUCCGUACAUCAACUGGUCGAGAACACGGACGAAUCUUACUGCAUCGACAACGAAGCGUUGUACGACAUUUGUUUCCGCACGUUGAAGUUGACCACGCCAACCUACGGCGAUCUGAAUCACCUGGUAAGCGCUACUCUCAGCGGCGUCACCACUUGUCUAAGAUUCCCAGGCCAAUUGAACGCUGAUCUACGAAAGCUCGCAGUAAACAUGGUGCCCUUCCCACGAUUACAUUUCUUCAUCCCCGGUUUUGCGCCACUAACUUCCAGAGGUUCGCAGCAGUACAGGGCUCUCACGGUCCCGGAACUCACGCAGCAAAUGUUCGAUGCAAAGAAUAUGAUGGCGGCUUGCGAUCCGCGUCACGGUCGUUAUCUGACCGUGGCAGCCGUCUUUCGAGGCAGGAUGUCGAUGAAAGAAGUGGACGAACAAAUGCUCAAUAUUCAAAAUAAAAAUAGUAGCUAUUUCGUUGACUGGAUACCCAGUAACGUUAAGACGGCCGUCUGCGACAUUCCUCCCCGAGGUCUCAAGAUGUCUGCCACUUUUAUUGGUAACUCAACGGCCAUUCAGGAAUUGUUCAAGAGAGUUUCGGAACAGUUCACGGCGAUGUUCAGGCGAAAAGCUUUUCUACAUUGGUACACCGGCGAGGGCAUGGACGAAAUGGAGUUUACGGAGGCUGAAAGCAAUAUGAACGACUUAGUUUCGGAGUACCAGCAAUACCAGGAAGCUACCGCGGAGGAGGAGGGCGAAUUCGACGAGGAAGAAGAGGGCGAGGGUGAAAACCCUUGAGACUAACUUAAGAAAACAAUUGUUUUGUCCGAAAUAAACCUAAUAGGAGUUUCAUUUCACUGUGAUAAAUUCGCGCGUAUCGCGUGACUAUCCCCUUUGCGUUAAGUUCAACACAGCCUCUUUUCUCGUACGCUUUAACCGACCGUGAUACUUUAUAGCGCUCGAUACUACCCUUUUUCUUUUUCACUCGAUCCGCCUAAUCUCUUAGUCCGUUCAUCAACGUUAU
Messenger RNA from Megachile rotundata (alfalfa leafcutting bee), 1805 nucleotides. RefSeq names its product tubulin beta chain. Lineage: Eukaryota; Metazoa; Arthropoda; Insecta; Hymenoptera; Megachilidae. Gene Ontology annotation, cellular component: microtubule. Gene Ontology annotation, biological process: microtubule-based process. The record is from RefSeq and is a predicted model, not a curated record. Gene Ontology annotation, molecular function: structural constituent of cytoskeleton; GTP binding; GTPase activity.